GGAAAGCAGGGCCCAGAGCAAGGGAGCGAGCCAUGCUGCCACACAGCUCCACGGUGACGCAGAGGAAGCAGCAGGCCGCGGCCAUCAUGAAGGAAAUCCACGGACAUGGCGUGGACAGCAUGCACCUGGGCAAGAAGGUCAGCAUCCCCCGCGACAUCAUGCUGGAAGAGCUGUCCCACCUCGGUAACCGCGGCGCCCGCCUGUUUAAGAUGCGCCAGAGACGGUCGGACAAAUACACAUUUGAAAAUUUCCAGUAUGAAUCGAAAGCACAGAUAAAUCACAACCUCGCCAUGCAGAAUGGGAAACUGGACGGAAGCCCCUUGGACGGGGGGUCACAGCAAGCCCCGUUCACGCCUCCUAACACCCCGGAUCCAAGGAGUCCCCCGAAUCCAGAAAACAUCGCACCAGGAUAUUCCGGGCCACUGAAGGAAAUUCCUCCUGAAAGAUUCAACACCACAGCUGUCCCCAAGUACUACCAGUCGCCCUGGGAGCAGGCCAUUAGCAGUGAUCCGGAGCUUCUAGAGGCUUUAUACCCUAAAUUGUUCAAGCCCGAGGGGAAGGCAGAGCUGCCUGAUUACAGGAGCUUCAACAGGGUUGCCACUCCAUUUGGAGGCUUUGAAAAAGCAUCGAAAAUGGUUAAAUUCAAGGUUCCAGAUUUUGAGCUACUGCUUCUAACAGAUUCCAGGUUCAUGGCCUUUGCCAACCCUCUUUCUGGCAGACGGUCCUUCAACAGGACUCCCAAGGGGUGGCUUUCUGAGAACAUCCCCAUCGUGAUCACGACCGAGCCCGCAGAGGACGCCGCGGUCCCCGAGUCGGAAGACCUGUGAGGGCACCGCCUCGGCCCGGCGCCUGCUCGCUGAUUUCCCACCGGCAGGGCCGCUCGCUUCCUCGAGCGGUAACUGAUAGCAGCUUAGCAGUUUCCUUCCAUGGCCUUUAACUCCCACCUCAGGUCAAAUACUAAUAAACCGCUCACAGUCUUGUUUUAAAA
Miniopterus natalensis is the source of this 988-nucleotide messenger RNA. It is a transcript of the gene MYOZ2, whose product is annotated as myozenin 2. Gene Ontology annotation, cellular component: Z disc; actin cytoskeleton. NCBI's taxonomy places the organism in Eukaryota, Metazoa, Chordata, Mammalia, Chiroptera, Miniopteridae. Gene Ontology annotation, molecular function: FATZ binding; actin binding; telethonin binding. The record is from RefSeq and is a predicted model, not a curated record.